Polyodon spathula (Mississippi paddlefish) is the source of this 6749-nucleotide messenger RNA. RefSeq names its product protein furry homolog. The record is from RefSeq and is a predicted model, not a curated record. The transcript has 34 exons. NCBI's taxonomy places the organism in Eukaryota, Metazoa, Chordata, Actinopteri, Acipenseriformes, Polyodontidae. Gene Ontology annotation, cellular component: site of polarized growth; cell cortex. Gene Ontology annotation, biological process: cell morphogenesis; neuron projection development. The coding region runs from base 612 to 5603 and encodes 1663 amino acids.
UCAGAGUGUUGUGCUUGGAGACAGGCGGAAGGGAAGGAGCAGCCCACAGUGCACACGCUGGGCAUUCAUUUGAGGCUGAUUUUUUUUUUUUUUUUCUUAAGCGUACAGCACAGGAACACAGAACCUGUGAGAUUCCUGUAGCUGUGGGGAAAAACAAAAACACUCACUGCCCUUCUUCAGUGUGGCUCCAAGUCAGUGCUCUGCCUCAGCAUUUGUUAGAGAAGGCUCAUGAAAUAACCUCCUUCAGCACUGUUUAUUCAGCAGUUGCCUGAGAAAAUUAAUGAAAGAAAGCAUGUUUAAAGACGGAAGACCACCAGACCAUCUCAUACCACAGACAAAUAGCAGUUAUUGUUGACAGCCUACAGUAAGAGGAUUGGACCCUGUCAGAGUCGGGUGCGUUUUAUUUAAGGGGAGCCUAUUACAGCUGCAUCACGGUUUUUAAAGAAGACUGCCAGGGACAGAAGUGGCUUUGCAGAGACUGCAUUUCCCAUCCUGACCUCUGGUCUGCAUCAGUUAGCGGGGACACACUCGCAGAUACGUACUGUACACACAAAAACUACCUGCCUCUUCUGCUGCUUGGGAUUACAGAAGUCUCUUUGUAUGCUGCAGACAUGGCUAGCCAGCAAGAUUCAGGCUUCUUUGAAAUCAGCAUCAAAUCCCUGCUAAAAUCCUGGAGCAACACAUCCCCGGUGGGUAACGGAUAUAUCAAGCCCCCGAUUCUUCCAGACUCCAGCACACAGGGUGAGAAGGGACCUCCAGCCAUGAUUCCCAUCAGCAUUGACCCGGACAGCAAGCCAGGGGAGUACGUCCUCAAGAGUCUGUUUGCAAACUUCACUACGCUGUCAGAAAGGAAGAUCCGUAUCAUCAUGGCUGAGCCUCUGGAAAAACCGUUAUCAAAAUCUCUACAGAGGGGAGAAGAUUUUCAGUUCGAUCAACUAAUCAGCUCAAUGAGCUCCCUUGCAGAAUACUGCCUGCCUUCUAUUCUGCGCACCCUAUUCGACUGGUAUAAAAGACAGAAUGGAAUAGAAGAUGAAUCCCAUGAAUACAGACCAAGAGCCAACACCAAGUCAAAAAAUGAUGAACAGCAAAAGGAUUACCUGCUCGAAAGAAGGGAUCUGGCAAUCGAUUUUAUUUUUUCUUUGGUACUAAUAGAAGUUUUAAAGCAGAUUCCCCUUCAUCCGGUCCCAGACAGUUUGAUCCAUGAAGUUAUAAACUUGGCAUUUAGGCACUUUAAAUACAAGGAAGGGUACCUUGGUCCUAACACUGGAAAUAUGCACAUUGUAGCUGAUCUGUAUGCUGAAGUAGUUGGUGUUUUAGCACAGUCCAAUGCCUCACCUCCAGAUGACCCUGCGCCUCCCUAUAGUGGCUGGCUGAUGAAUGUUAUGGAAACCAAUCAGCCGCAGCCCCUGCCAAUGCCUGUCAAUGGAGGAUGCUGGGCACCCCUGGUAGACUUCCUCCCUGAGACCAUCACUCCAAGGGGACCACUGCACAGGUGUAAUAUAGCCGUCAUCUUCAUGACUGAGUUGGUCGUCGAUCACAGCGUCAGAGAAGACUGGGCUUUGCAUCUGCCUUUGUUACUCCAAGCUCUGUUUCUGGGUUUUGAUCAUUACCGCCCAGAAGUGUUUGAGCACAGUAAACGGCUGCUUCUUCAUCUGCUGAUUGCGCUGUGCUGCAACAACAACUUCCAGGUCAUAGCAUCAGUGCUUCUUCUUACCAGAGAGAUGAGUGAAAGCAGGACUCUGACAGUGAAGUCCAGCUACCAGCCAGAAUAUCUCUACACAGGUGGCUUUGACUUCUUAAGGGAGUACCAGACGUCUCCAGUGCCAGACUCGGGAUUAAGCUCCAGCUCCACCUCCUCCAGCAUCAGCCUGGGAGGCAGCAGCGGGAACCUGCCUCAGAUCUCCCAGGAGAUGGAGGACAUGGAAACAUCCACUGAAUCUGAUGAGAAAGCUAACAAGCUCAUAGAGUUUCUAACUACCAGGGCGUUUGGACCCCUUUGGUGCCACGAGGACAUCACUCCCAAAAACCAGAAUUCCAAGAGUGCUGAUCAACUGGCUAAUUUCCUUCGCCAUGUGGUGUCUGUUUUCAAAGAGUCAAAGUCAGAUUUCCACUUGGAGCAGCAGCUGAGUGAUGUGGCGUUACAAACCGGGCUAUCAAGCUCUUCCCGGCACUAUGCGGGACGCUCUUUCCAAAUCUUCAGAGCCCUGAAACAGCCUCUGUCUGCCCACGCAGUGUCCGACCUGAUCUCUCGCCUGGUGGAAGUCAUAGGAGAACAUGGAGAUGAAGUUCAGGGCUAUGUGAUGGAAGCCCUGCUUACUUUGGAAUCAGUUGUGGAUAAUUUGGCCGACUGUUUGAAGAACGCAGACUUAAUGGCUAUUUUGUCAAGGUCAUCGUCCCCUGAUUUCCUGACCAACGCCAAACUGGUGUCCAGCCGCAAGAGCACCGGCCAGUUGAAUCUGAGCCCAGGGGUGGGAGCCAGUGGCAUGGGCACAGCCGAGCGGAGCAGACACCAAAGGAGCUUCUCCGUACCCAAGAAGUUUGGUGUGGUUGAUCGGUCCUUAGACCCUCCCAGGAGCGCCACACUGGACAAAAUCCAGGCCUGCACACAGCAGGGCAUUUUAUCCAAGACCCGGAGCUCGUCUUCUUCAAAAGACAACGUCACAGACCCAGCGAACGUGAACAAUCCCACAAACCUCUUGGCUACCAUCUUCUGGGUGGCUGUCUCGCUGAUGGAGUCAGACUUUGAGUUUGAGUACCAGAUGUCACUGAGGCUGCUUCACAAGUUACUGGUGCAGAUCCCCCUAGAUAAAGCAGAAAACAGGGAGAAGCUGGAGAAACUACAAGGGCAGCUGAAGUGGGCCAACUUUUCAGGGUUACAGCAGCUGUUGCUCAAAGGGUUUACCUCCCUCUCGACCACUGACCUGACCCUACAGCUCUUCAGCCAGCUGACUCCUGUUUCUCGGGUGUCAGUGGUGGACUCCUCUCAAGCCAUAGGUUUCCCACUGAAUGUAUCGUGUCUGCUUCCCCAUCUAAUUCAGCACUUUGACAGUCCAACUCCUUUCUGUAAGGAUAUUGCUGAAAGGAUCGCCCAGGUGUGCAUAGAAGAGAAGAAUACCAAGCUCUCGAACCUUGCUCAUGUCAUGACUCUGUACAAGACCCACACGUACACGAGGGACUGUGCCACCUGGGUUAAUGUUGUUUGCCGAUACCUUCAUGAAGCGUUUGCUGAUAUCACAUUGAAUAUUGUUACUUAUAUGACAGAGCUGUUAGAAAAGGGCCUUCCCAGCAUGCAGCAGUCUCUUCUUCAGAUCAUCUACAGUCUCCUCAGUCACAUGGAUCUCACUGGCAUUCCUGUCAAACAGUUCAACAUGGAGGUGCUGAAGACCAUUGAAAAAUUUGUCCAGAGUGUUCACUGGAAGGAAGCCCUGAACAUUCUGAAGUUGGUGGUGUCUCGUUCUGCCAGCCUGGUGUUGCCCUCGUACCCACACAGUGACCUGACGCACGUAGACGUGAGCCGGGUGUGGGACAGCUCUUCAAAGGAGCUGCCAGGAAAGACUUUGGAUUUUCACUUUGAUAUUUCUGAGACUCCAGUCAUUGGGAGGAGAUACGAUGACCUGCAGGGGCCGGCAGGGCGAGACGGUAAAAGCAGAGCCAUAGCUGUCACUCGCAGUGCUUCCUCAACGUCGUCAGGCUCAAACUCCAAUGUCCUGGUGCCUGUGAGCUGGAAAAGGCCACAGUGCUCACAGAAACGAACCAGGGAAAAGCUGGUUAAUGUCCUCUCUCUAUGUGGACAAGAAGUGGGGCUAACCAAAAACCCUUCAGUGAUUUUCUCCUCUUGUGGGGAUCUUGAUCUGAUGGAGCACCAGGCUAGCUUGGUGUCCUCAGAGGAUGGCGUGAGGGAGCAGGAGAACAUGGACGACACCACCAGUGAGCAGCAGUUCAGAGUCUUCAGAGACUUCGAUUUUCUGGACGUGGAGUUGGAGGAUGGAGAGGAGCUUCAGGGCGAGAGCAUGGAUAACUUUAACUGGGGAGUUCGCCGCCGUUCUCUAGACAGCCUGGACAAGAGUGACAUGCAGCUGCUUGAAGAGAGCCAGCUCUCAGGAAGCACACCCAGCCUGAGCAAAAUGAACCAUGAGGAUUCUGAUGAGUCAUCAGAGGAGGAGGCCCUCACAGCCAGUCAGAUACUGGCACAUUCCCACCACCUGAUUAUAAAUCUCUCCCCUUCCGAGGAGACAAAUCACAUGGAUUCCCUCUCCACCUCUGCCGACCCGCACUCCUUAAACACGAGAACUCCUAGUUGCGAAGUCUCUCUUCCUGAUGACACUAAUCAGCGGGCUGAAGUUUCAGCUGAAGAGGAGGACACAAAUGUUCAUGAGGAUGACCUUUCAUUGUCUGUCAGUGAACUACCGGCAGCUUUUGAGUGCAGCGACAGCUUCACUUUAGAGAUGGCAGAAACUGAAGACCACGCAGGACUGUCAAGCUUUGGAGAUGAAGAGAGGGACGGGUUGCAGGAGGCCCGUGCUUCCCCCCCUCCCUCCCCAUUCUUCUCUGCUAUCCUGGCUGCCUUUCAGCCCGCAGUCUGUGAUGACGCAGAAGAAGCCUGGCGCAACCACAUCAAUCAGCUGGUGUCCGACUCCGACGGCUCCUGCGCAGUCUAUACCUUUCACGUGUUCUCUUCCCUGUUUCAGAACAUUCAAAACAAAUUCUGCUCCUUAACCUGUGAUGCUGCUGGUUACCUUGGAGAUGGCCUUCGAGGAAUAGGAAGCAAGUUUGUCCGGUCCUCACAGAUGCUGACAUCAUGUUCAGAGUGCCCGACUUUGUUUGUAGAUGCUGAAACAAUUAUCUCUUACGGGCUUUUGGAGAAAAUGAAGUUUAGUGUUCUCGAACUUCAAGAAUAUUUGGAUACCUACAACAACAGAAAAGUGGCUGCCAUUUCAUGGCUUACAAAUUGUAAGGCGACAUUUCCAAGAGGUCCCGGAGAUGGAGUGAUUACCUGUCAGCCGGGGGACUUGGAGGAGAAGCAAAUGGAAUCGCUGGCACAACUGGAGCUGUGUCAGCGGUUGUACAAACUCCACUUUCAGUUGUUGCUGCUUUUUCAGUCCUACUGCAAACUCAUAGGACAGGUACAUGCAAUAAGCUCUGUGCCAGAGCUCCUGAACAUGUCCAGGGAACUGAGUGAUUUGAAGAGCAGCCUAAAGGCUGCAUCUGUUUCUGCAGUGAAUGAACAGCCCAGUUCCACCACAGAGCCUGCAUUCAGCUCCUCCGAGGCGGCUGUUCAGUCUGUGCUCGAAUGCCUUCGCAACAAACAGUUCUCAACAGCUGUGCGCCACAUCCGGGAUUGCAGAAGUGUGUGGCCCAAUGACAUCUUUGGAAGCAGCGCCGAGGACGAGGUCCAGACACUGCUGAACAUUUACUUUAGACACCAAACCCUGGGGCAGACGGGUACCUUUGCACUGGUGGGCUCCAAUCAGGACCUGUCUGAGAUCUGCAUGAAGUUGAUGGAGCUGAAUGGAGAGAUUCGGGAUAUGAUCUGCAGAGCUCAGAAUUACCGGGUGCUCACAGCCUUCCUCCCAGACUCCAGCGUUUCCGGCAUUAGUCUCUGACAGGAGGAGUUGUCUGCCGGUCUUUUGGUCCGGCCUGCAAGUGCUGCAAUGCUGGAGUGAAGUCCUUCAAUGUCUUCUCAUUUCUAGGGAAACUCGGACAAGCAGUUUUCACUCAUGCUACCUUUGAGAGUUUCAUGAGGUUUUCAGGUCUUCAGAUGUGCAGCAACACUGUUAGAGCAGAAGCAACAUGAAGCAACCGACAUAAAGUAACUCUGCUUUUAUUGCACUAAUACUAAUUUAUGACUACCACUGGCUACUGAGUUAAUGACUUCCACACCUGACAAAGAGAUACCAAAGUUAUAUUAACUUAUUAUUCAUCAGAUAUUUACUGUUGUAAUUGUUAGGAGGGAAAGUGCAAUUGUUCUUUCAAUUUAAAAAAAAAAAAAGAAUCAAAGAUUUUGAAUUUCUGGAACUUGUGGUUACUUGAUAUUGAUGAACUGAGUAUAGGCAGAAUGAAGCUGAGUUUUAACAAAUGACUUGAUGGUUUGGUUAAAUCUGAGGGCCUGUUACCAUACCACAACCUGACUACUAUUUAUUAUACUGUACACACUAACAUGCUAAUAGUAUCUUCUCACACUAAGCUGCUGUUAAGCACACUUACAAUGUUGCUAGGCUACUGUUUCAGAAACAGCGUAACCACAUUGCGGUCUCUUAUUGUGACUUAAAUAUAAUUGGUCCUCAGCAUUUUUAACUGUGUUGGCUGCUUUCUACUUGGUAGUUGCUCUUCUGGUUUUUUUAUUUGUAUGACAAAAGAAAGCAAGCGUAACUAAGUUGUGUUUUUUUUUUUUUAGGAUGUGAAUAAAAUACUCAUGUUCUGCCUAUUAAAACUGCCAAGCAUGCAUAUUUUAUAUACUAUGAAUUGGGUUAUAGAAUAUCAUUGAAAAAAAUGAUUCAUAUUUUAACUCACAAGAUGCGUCUGUAUAUAAUACGAGGGGAGCUCUGCUCAUGCUGGUAAGAUUAUAUUUUUUAAUCUGCUGUCAAGAAGUACAAAAAUGUGUGCAUCUAAAAAAAUAAAUAAAUAAAUAAAUAAAAAUGUUGCACAUUUUUCAACUUCCAUUAGGUAGAGUAUCUAUGUAAGUUUUUCAGCGUGUACAUUCUUUUACAGCUUUGUGAAGUAACUUGGGUUGGUGUUCUGUACACAUGUAA